GUUAACCAUGAAGUGCAACGAGAGAGCUAUGACGUUACUGGCACUGGUCUUCGGGACCGUAGCCACCACUGGACUUUUCCUCGCUCUUACCACCACAUACUGGCUCUACACGACAGAGAGACCGGAACAACUUUCAUCGUCGGCGGCCAAGGAGAAGAAGAACACCACAAGGGAAGAGGGGAAUGUCACGUAUGCCCAUCUUGGUCUGUGGAGAGUGUGUUUAUAUUCCAAACAAGACCCGGAUAGACCCUCAGAAUGUGCCAGCAUCGACUACUUAAGUAAGGAUCCGCCACAACUUCUGGGGCCCGAGAGGAAAAAACUGCCGUCAGAAAUAACCCUCGCUCUUGCCAACCCGGAUAGACCCUCAGAAUGUGCCAGCAUCGACUACUUAAGUAAGGAUCCGCCACAACUUCUGGGGCCCGAGAGGAAAAAACUGCCGUCAGAAAUAACCCUCGCUCUUGCCAAGGGCACAGGCAUCGCCGCCCCCCUAUGCACUAGUGGAUUGGUCCUCCUUUUGAUUGGGAUAGUGAUUUCUGCCAUAGGCAUCGUGAAACGUGAUUUCAAAAUCCUGAUCGGCUCAGUGUUUCACAUACUAGCUGGUUUGUGUCUCGCAAGUGCCGUUAUAAUCUAUAUAUCCGCCAUCAACGACGAAGUAGCCCACAGACCUCAGCCACAACCUGACGAAAACCCCGAAAACUUCCAAUUCAUAUACACAUACGGCUGGUCGUUCUACUUUGCCGGGUUUUCUUUCAUAUUCACGGAGCUGGAUGCCAUAAUAUCCAUCUUAUUAUAUCUCAAACGGUACAAACAUCUCGACGACAAGAUUCAGAUGGUGCCUGGGUUGUAUAGAAAGAUUGAAAAGCACAAUAAGGGGGGUCACACCAACCAAAGCUGUGAUACGAGCGUUGAAGCCAACACCAGCACGCGGGGUUCACCGACGCUUAUUCUGUAGCACGACAGGAUGGAAUCACACUGCGGAUACUGCAAGAAGAGAAAGAUAAUUGUAUCUUGAAACAAUGGAAUAUACCUACCAAUAAAGGGAAGUAAUGAGGUAAAAAGUAUAGACUUCUUUGCAGUGCGAAUACAAGACAUUGCUCGUUAUGUUACAUCGUUUGGGCUCCGAACCCGUCAUCAAAACUUCUUCCUAGGCAGUCAGCCUUUAUUUAGUUAAUCGUUCAUAAUAGACUGCUUAUCACGAACAUAGUAAAUUUGUUUAGAUGAUCCCAGUUUAGGAGUUUCCAUUUUGAUUGUGGUCCUUACUAUAUCCAGGUGUGACAGGAUUGGUAGUCCGCUAGGAACCGCAGUCCGUUUCCCAUGACUACGUACAGGUGACAGUCGUCCCAUAUACUAACCCCAAUGCUCCGACUAACCCUUACCGGUACAUGUACUAAUCAUAUUAUAUAGGACCUCGGCCUUCCAUUCUCAGGACUACCAAUCCAGUCACUCCGGUAUGGAUCGAAACCACGAUCACACCCCACUCAAUUGAUAAUGAUUGAAAGAAAAUUCGGUGGAGAUUUUCGAAGCAAUUCAGAACCUGUAUGUUACAUAUGUGUACAUAGGGGGUAGUUAUUCUAAAAUGUUAAAAUAUCAUCGAAAUAAUAUCAGAACUAUUAAAUUGUAACUGUAUUAUUCGAGUUUUACCAAUGAUGUCAAAGGUCUUUCUACUUCAAUAUACCGGUCGAUUUAUGAAAAAGACGGGUAAGUCGUUUUGCACUUUAUUACCGGUACAUGUAUAUAUUUAAUCGGUUUGUAUAUACACUUUUUAUAUUUGAUUUCAGAUUAUUUAAUUAUAAGUUUUACUGUAUUAUGAAAAAUGUGAUAAGAUAUGUACUUAAUUAAGGGCAUUUGAUUGUGAGAACUUAAUUGUAAAUAAUGCCUGCAGUAUGAAAAUGAUUUCAGCAUUAGUUUAACACGUGCACAUUUGUUGUAUUACAUGUAUAGGCCUACCAGUGUGCUGCAUGCAUUGUAACAUAGGCAUACAUAGAUACACUAUACUAUGAAAAAGAUCUAAAAUCAAAUGUACUUUUUUAUGUUUAUCUCCAAGAAUAGCAGAAGUACAAGAGUCCAAGUAUAGCAGAGAUACAGCAGAGAUAGUAAAAUAGAAUAAGUCUUUACUUAAAGAACAAAUAACACCUGUCACAAACGAAUGAUAUUUUAUCUCUAAAUAGUCUAAACAAUAUUUACAUGUAUAUAACAUUCGGCUCUUACAAUGCAGGCGAUUC
This is a messenger RNA of Lingula anatina, 2222 nucleotides long. RefSeq names its product voltage-dependent calcium channel gamma-5 subunit-like. Gene Ontology annotation, cellular component: AMPA glutamate receptor complex; postsynaptic density membrane. The record is from RefSeq and is a predicted model, not a curated record. Gene Ontology annotation, molecular function: channel regulator activity; voltage-gated calcium channel activity. Gene Ontology annotation, biological process: neurotransmitter receptor internalization; neurotransmitter receptor transport, postsynaptic endosome to lysosome; positive regulation of synaptic transmission, glutamatergic. Lineage: Eukaryota; Metazoa; Brachiopoda; Lingulata; Lingulida; Lingulidae.